Aspergillus ochraceoroseus IBT 24754 is the source of this 3537-nucleotide messenger RNA. RefSeq names its product ribonuclease Z. The record is from RefSeq and is a predicted model, not a curated record. The coding region runs from base 118 to 3390 and encodes 1090 amino acids. Gene Ontology annotation, cellular component: mitochondrion. Gene Ontology annotation, molecular function: 3'-tRNA processing endoribonuclease activity. The transcript has 2 exons. NCBI's taxonomy places the organism in Eukaryota, Fungi, Ascomycota, Eurotiomycetes, Eurotiales, Aspergillaceae. Gene Ontology annotation, biological process: mitochondrial tRNA 3'-end processing.
AUCAUCCGGGCGCCUAGACUCUCCAACAAUCGCGGCAAAUUUUAUAUCUUCUUCAAGGACAACAUAUAUCGCCCUAGAAAAGAUCACCAUCUACCGCCACCGACGGGAGUUACACCGAUGAAGUUCAACUACCAGCUCCUCACGACGCCUACGGCUGACACACCUGGCACUACCCUCCUCCUUCAUUUUCCGGAUAAACGAUACCUGUUCGGACAGAUAUCUGAAGGUACGCAGCGAGCAUGCACAGAAGGUGGGACUAAGGUCGCUAGUGUCUCAGACAUUUUCCUCUCGGGCCGUCUAGAAUGGAGCAAUACAGGAGGCUUGAUUGGUAUGAUCUUGACCCAAGCUGACGGGCUGUCCAGUUCUGCCUCCGCCGCGGAGCAGGCUGCCCGGGAGAAAGAAGCGAAUCGCCUCAAGUACAGCGUGAAAAAGGGCAAAGCAGGAGAUCAUUCGCCAGUCGUAGAGGAAACUCCCGCUCCAGAAAAACUGUCCGACUCGCAGCAUGAGUUGACCAUCCAUGGUGGGAGGAACCUGGCGCAUACCUUAGCUACCGCUCGGCGAUUCGUCUUUAGAAAGGGUACACCCGUAUAUACAAGGGAAUAUGACACGGAAACACUGUCGAAGAAACUCCACACCAACGAAGAUGACCCAUUUCAAAAGCCUACGUGGUCGGAUCAAAAUAUCAAGGUAUGGGCUAUGCCAAUCUCUCCUUCAUCUGCGCCACCGCCCCGGCCCAAGAGCCCAAGAAAACGAAGCCUCGAUGAAUUCCGAGAGACUGCGGAUACCUCCGAUUCUAGCCUGCAUCUCAGCGAUCAGCUCAUGAGGGAGUCCGUUGUCGCUGAUAUGUUUAAUUCAUCAUGGAGCCUGGAUGCGUUGGUAGAGACCCGUCUUUCUCAAGUCAAGAUGCCUGCUGUCAUGUUUGUGCGCAAUCCGCAGACCAAAGACCUGGAAAAGUACACGGGACCAGCUCCAGGAAGUAAUGAGCCCCUUCCAGAUAUAACCGUAUUGGUGCGCAAGCCGUGGCCUGGCGCCGCCAUCGAAAAGAUCCCUACAGCGACAAAGAACGAGGAGUCUCUUUGCUAUAUCAUCAAGAACCAUGAUAUUAGAGGAAGGUUUUAUGCUCCCAGAGCCCUCGCUCUUGGUGUUAAACCUGGUCCCGAUUUUGGUGCCCUCACCAAGGGUGGGACUGUCACCGUCGAUGGCAAUGUGAUAACACCGGAGAUGGUCUUGGGACCUCCCCGUCUCGGACAGGGGAUGGUAAUCGUCGAUUUGCCCACCCCAGAAUAUGUGGAAAAUUUCGUUAACCGACCAGAGUGGAAGUCCCCUUCGAUCACAACCAACCUGGCGGCUUUCAUCUGGAUUUUGGGUCCGGGGGUUGGGGAACAUCCUCGUCUUCUCGAGUUUGUACAGAAGAUGUCAAAGUCUAAACACAUCGUGUCGAGUACAGAUUAUUGCCCGAACUACUUGGCCAUGAAGAGUGUUUCUGGGAUGGUAAUCCGGAUGGCAAGGUUGAGACCUGACAAUUUCCCAGUUCCAGUCCACGAUAAUGCAACCCUUCCCCAGACAAGUUAUUCCGCGGAAAGCACUUCGUUGGUACCUACCACAAGCUCAAAGGCUCUUUUGACGCCAGCAGAGCCGGGAUUGAUCGUUGAGAUGGAACCUCUCUUCAAGCUGGACAGUUCCGUCGUUGUGCCUCGACUGAACACCGCGAAAAUCCUGAAACAAAUGCCCGUUACCGCUCAGAAGCGGGCUCAAGUUAUCACUACCCGCUUGAAGAAGGCAAAGGCUGGAUUGCAGAGGUUCCUGAAAGAUCUCCCCGGUGCCGAUGCAGAAAUCAUCACGCUUGGCACGGGGUCCUCCACACCAUCUAAAUACCGUAACGUCUCCAGUACGUUGAUCCGGGUUCCUAAACAGGGCUACUACCUCCUGGACUGUGGCGAGAACACCCUUGGCCAGCUCAAGCGCAUGUACAACCCUGAACAACUCCGGGAAGUGCUUCGAAACCUACGUAUGAUCUGGAUCAGUCACCUUCACGCAGAUCACCACCUUGGCACUGUCUCCGUCAUUAAAGCCUGGUACGAGGAGAACUACCCCGGCGGGCACGGCCAGUCCGACUCGCCAGAAAUGGACAUGGCUACCAUCUUGAAAGAGAAGCGCCUGUUCCUUGUCUCCGAGCAGAUGAUGAUCGAAUGGCUCGAGGAAUACGCCGGAGUUGAGGACUUUGGCUUCGGCAAGAUGGUCCCUCUAUCUGCGACCCCCGUUGCCCAACACGGAACGAUCCAUACCACAUUCCACUACCGCCACUGCCGCCCGGACGGAUCUUAUCCAGGCCGUGAUCUCCCCACCGGCAAGCCUGUCACCACUGAGCUCUCCUUCACGGACGAGACCUCACCCCUCACCCCUCUCCUCCGUAGGGCAACGGGCCUCUCAGACCUCCUCACAACACGAGUCUCCCACUGCCGCGGCGCACUAGCCGUCUCCCUCGUUUACUCCGAUGGCUUCAAGGCCUCGUUCUCCGGCGACUGCCGGCCCUCCGACAACUUCGCCCUCAUUGGCAGGGGCUCCACGGUAUUAAUCCACGAAUCCACUUUCCAAGACGACAUGAUCGGGUCCGCGAUCGCCAAGCGCCACUCCACCGCCUCUGAAGCCAUCGCAAUCGGCCAUAAAAUGCAUGCCCGUGCUAUCCUUCUCACCCACUUCAGCCAACGGUACCAGAAAGUUCAGUAUCGCGAGCACCCCGCCGCCACAGCAGCGAAACCCGACCAAGCCCGUCCCAUUUCCAACAACGAAGACGACAACCAGCCCCUUGUGACAUCCACUCCUCCCCCCACCAGCCCUCCACCAGCCCCCGAAGAUGUCCCCAUCGUCGCAGCCUUCGACUACAUGCGCGUCCGCAUUCGAGACAUGUACGCCCUCGAAGCGUAUUCCCCGGCUAUCGAGAACCUCUUGAAGAUGAUCGAGCGCCAAGCCGAGCAAGAAUGGCAGCUCCUCAAGACGCAACGCGAGGAAAACGAAACUACGAAAUCCAAAGUGCGGAUCAAGGCGUACAAACAAGGCGCUGUUAUCAAGCGGCGGAAACAGGCUGGCGAGAGGGAACAGGAGCCCGAGCCCGAGCCCGAACUGUCCUUUGAUACCCAAGGUAUGACGCCGCCACAACCACCAAAGCAUCUCUCUGUAUGGAGUGCCAGUGAGAGCGAGAGUGGUUGGAGUACAAGCGACUACGAGAGUGAGACCGAGGAUACGCGUCAGGGUGCAGAGAAGGAGAAUCAGAGCGAGCAAUGGAAGACCCGGAGAAAGGACAGCCAUGUGCCUGGAUCUCGUAUUCGUGGGUCUUCGCCUUCGCGUUCGCGUUCCCCUUCUCGUACUCGUACCCGUACACCUUCGCGAUAAAAAAAAAAAAUAGGGAUGCGAUGCGAAGUAAUACUUACAGUACACUUGUGCUUUCCUUUGAUCUUUUCUCUGCUCUAGAUGUUAUUUAUACCAUUCUGCUUAUACUGUGUGGAUAUGUAUGUAUGUAUGUAUGUAUAUAAAUAUUAC